Molecule: messenger RNA, 2708 nt
Organism: Danio rerio (zebrafish)
Lineage: Eukaryota; Metazoa; Chordata; Actinopteri; Cypriniformes; Danionidae
Gene: ism1
Product: isthmin 1
Cellular component (GO): extracellular region
Source: RefSeq, marked provisional
GGAACUUUGGAUCAUGAUCACGUUGAAGAUGGGCUUUACGCUUCAUCCGUGAAGACUUGGGCGUUUGGAGAGGAUGACAGCACUUUGCGCAACACACAGAAGCGCAGCAAUGUAUCCAUCUCAGAAGUUUUAUAUUAGAGAGGUAAACAACCCACGAAGAUCUGAGCUUGCUUGACCUGGAGUCAUUAGUGUUUUAUUUCAUUUUGGAAAAAAAUAAGAAUGAAUGAUCUCAGAAUGAUGCAUGACUUACCUGCGCACAAGUAAAACUGACCCCAAAUAAAGUAGUAAAACGUCGCAUCUCAACCAAUAAAGUGCAUUUUAUUCUGAUGUAAAAAGAAAGUGAAUACCUCAAUGGAAUGGUACACGACUUUGGAGUUUUUGGGACUUACUUUUCUAUUUUGUAACUGUAAAUCGAGUUCUUUUUGGACAUCAGGAUUACCCCACUUUUAAGUUCAGGAGUUAUAGAUCACCCACUGAUCUGAUUGGUUUUCAAACGUGGAGUGAUUGGGCUUUUUCGAGGGCAUUUCCAGCCACUCUUUUUCCCGUGAGUAUUGCUCUUCUGGACCCAGAGGUGGCUCCGCAGUGGUGUUGCGGCUCCUCGUCCGCGGCGGAUCCCGAGCUCGGAGUGUCUGCAGCGGCAGGAGGCAGUAGCGGAAGCCCGGCAGCGGCGGCGGCGGCGCAGGGUCCUAAGAGCGCUCGGGUGAAGAGGAUGGUGCGUCUGGCGGCGGAGCUGCUGCUGCUGUUGGGACUCCUUCUUCUGACCUUACACAUCACGGUGUUGCGGAGCAGCCCGCUGCAGCACGGGAAUGACACGGUGAGCUUGGAGCAAGACUCGCGGGUGGCCGAGAAUAAUGUGAAUGCAGAUAGCAGCUCCUCAGUUCAGCUGGGGCCAGGUGACAGACAGACUCGGGUGGCUCAUAUUCCAGCAUCUCAGCCUUGGGCUCAGAGUCCCGGGACAAGGGGCAGCCUGCAGCGAGACGGCCCUGGAGCUUUCCUGCUGGACCUGCAGAACUUUCCUGAUCUCUCCAAAGCAGAUAUAAAUGGGCAGAACCCCAAUAUACAGGUCACCAUAGAAGUGGUGGACAGUCUGGAAGGUUCUGAGCCAGAGAAGGGAAUGCGUAAAGAAAACAAGCCUGGCUGGGCAGCUCCUAACUGGAGGAACUGGUGGCAGCGUUCAUCAUCCUCGUCCUCAUCUUCUGUGUCCACUCCGAAGGGGCCUGAGGAACAGGAUUACCCCUACGAGAGCAACACAGAGGACAGCAACUUCCUCAAGCCACUCGGAGACUGGGAGAGAAGAGUGAAGAGUGAAGCUGGAGCGGGAAGCAGAACCCAGACUGAAUACGACUACAUAGACGGGGAAGGCGACUGGAGUGCUUGGUCUCCAUGCAGUGUAUCCUGUGGAAAUGGUAACCAAAAGCGGACCAGAUCGUGCGGUUAUGCCUGCACUGCCACAGAGUCACGGACAUGUGACAUGCCCAGCUGUCCAGGGAUUGAAGAUGCAUUCAAGACGGCAGCAACUGAAGUCAGUUUGCUCGCUGGCACUGAAGAGUUCAAUGCAACAGAGCUGUUUGGAGUUGAUACCGACAGCUGUGAGCGUUGGAUGAACUGCAAGAGUGAGUUUCUCAAGAAAUACAUGAGCAAAGUAGCCACUGAUCUACCCAGCUGCCCCUGCUUUUACCCAACCGAGGUGGCCUACAGCACCGCAGACGUCCACGAUGCCAACACCAAACGCAACUUCCGCUGGAAGGACGCCAGCGGGCCAAAAGAGAAGCUGGAGAUCUAUAAACCCACAGCCCGCUAUUGCAUCCGCUCCAUGCUCACGCUGGAAUCCACAACGUUGGCGGCCCAGCACUGCUGCUACGACGACAGCAUGAAACUCAUCACCCGAGGCAAAGGAGCCGGUACGCCAAAUCUUAUCAGCACCGAGUUCUCCGCUGACCUACACUACAAAGUGGACAUCCUACCCUGGAUCAUCUGCAAGGGGGACUGGAGCCGCUACAACCACGCUCGACCCCCCAAUAAUGGACAGAAAUGUGCAGAAAACCCUCAGGAUGAGGACUACUAUAAACAGUUUGAAGAGGCCCGGGAGUUUUGAAAACUAUGUACUUUCGAAAAACAGAAGCAGAACUUGUGUUGAAAGCUGGCUGUGCGUUUGAAGAGGACUUGCUAUAAGAAACAGACAGCACUGUCAACAAUGCGCAGAGAUCUUCAUAUGGUCUCCCUCAAAACCUUGGGUUCAAAAGUGGAAAAUCCAUCAUGGUUCUCUUUGUAUUAUGUAUAUUAUUUGGGGAAUCUCUAAAUUGUUUGAAUUUUUUAAGGAGUAAAGGGAAAGAAUGAAAGGGAAGACAUAUCAGGAAAUCACCAAUGCAUCAAUGAGCAACCAACAGCUAGAGUUUCCCAUAUCUUUGCAUGCUUGUAUUACACUUAACAUGCAGUUGGAAACCCUUCUCCUCAGGACUCUCCAACAGGACAUUGGAUACAACAUUCAGGUUCCUGUGUAAACAUGCGUAUAUUUGUCUAGCUGAAUGAAAAGAAUUCCCAUAUAAUGUCCUGUUGUAUCAUGGUUCCGUUUUUACUAAGAACAAAACAGCCCUGUGUAAUCUUUGCAAAGUAUUUAUUAAGUCAUAGUUAUGUGUCAGUGGUAGGGAUUUGUGCAUCUAGAUGUAUGGACAGAUUUUGAGUGCUAAAUAAAGAGACCAUGUCACAUU